UUUUUUAGAGAUUUGAAAUGGAUGAAUGCGAUAUAAAAUAUUUUGGUUCUUACUCCAAAUUGAACAUACACGAGGUAAUGUUAAGAGAUGAAGUAAGGACAGGAACAUACAGAAAUGCCAUCUUACAAAAUACCAAUCUAUUCCGAAACAAAAUCGUAUUGGAUAUGGGAUGUGGAACUGGUAUAUUGUGUAUGUUUGCUGCUGAGGCGGGAGCAUCGAAAGUUAUUGGUAUCGACUGCGCAGACAUAAUAGACCGUGCAAGGGAAAUAAUCCGCAAAAAUGGCUUUGCAGAUGUCAUAACUUUGAUUAAAUGCAAGGUAGAAGAUGCAAAGUUGCCUGAUGGGCUAGACGAAGUAGAUAUUAUUAUAAGCGAGACGAUUGGAUAUUGUUUACUGUUUGAAUCCUCAAUACAUUCUAUAUUAUAUGCUAGGGACAAGUGGUUGAAGAAGGAAGGUGGUUUGAUAUUUCCAGACAAAUACUGGCUUUACCUUACUGCUUUUGAAGACAAACGUUUUAUACAAGAUAGAGAAUCCUUUUGGGAUAAUGUACAAGGAUAUGAUAUGAGCAGUAUUAUACAACAUCAGGACUUUGACAGAAUGUACGUCGAUGUAAUUGAUGCUUCAAAAGUAGUGUCAAAUAGUUGUCUGAUCAAGGAAAUAGAUCUAUACAAGGUCAAAGAAAAGGAAUUAUCGUUUGAGGCUCCAUAUCAUAUCCAGUGUAAGAAGACUGGUUUCGUUAAUGGUUUCCUUACUUAUUUUGACACUGGGUUUUCACAUUGUGUGAGGAAGACAGCAUUUUCUACAGCCCCAGAAGCAAAGCCAACUCAUUGGAAACAAACUGUGAUACCCUUUUGGAACACAAGCAUUACUGUCACAAACGGUGACAGCUUGUAUGGGACAUUCAGCCUGAAACCACAUGCAUACAAUAGGCGAGGACUCGAUGUCAAGAUCAACGUAAGCAAGGAUACAGACAGUGGCUUGCUUCUACAAAAAGAUUUUGCUUUUUUACCUUAAGAAUGGAAAUUUUUUAUACUCAGGGUAUAUCUAUAUUGCACGUUCUGGGUGUUUUAUUAAAAGUGAAAUUGAACCUUAUGUAUUA
Messenger RNA from Mytilus californianus (California mussel), 1098 nucleotides. Its product is annotated as protein arginine N-methyltransferase 1-B-like. Gene Ontology annotation, biological process: peptidyl-arginine methylation. The record is from RefSeq and is a predicted model, not a curated record. Lineage: Eukaryota; Metazoa; Mollusca; Bivalvia; Mytilida; Mytilidae. The coding region runs from base 18 to 1013 and encodes 331 amino acids. The transcript has 9 exons. Gene Ontology annotation, cellular component: nucleus. Gene Ontology annotation, molecular function: protein-arginine N-methyltransferase activity.